CCCUCCCUGCCGCGCCAUGCACCCUCUCACCCUCCUGCCAACCGGCGCCUGGGCGGCGAUCAUCUCGCACCUGGAGGACCCGGUGGCCGAUAUUCUGGCUCUCUCCAAGACCAGCCGCGAGAUGCACCGGUUCAUCUUUGCCGGAUCUACCGAAGAGGUCGCUCGCCUGGACACCUCGUCGCUGCCUCCCCUGUCUCCGGAGCAGAUGUCUGUCUCCAAUGAAAUCUGGCGCCAAAUCUGCCACGGGACCUUUGGCAGCGUGUCCGAGCUGGUGUCCAUCCUGCGCUCCGGCCUCCCGGACCCGGCUCAGGAUGAAGACCAGGACAUGGCCGAUGUGACCUCGGCCGCGGCAACCAUCUCCCUGGCCGAUGAUGCCACUGGGGAUGCUGCCGGAAACGCCCAUCCCGACCCCUCGGACAUGGCCGAGAGCGACGAGGAUAGCGAGGACGACGAGGACGAUGAUGACCACAGCUCCAGCGACGAGGAUGAGCUCGAGAUGCUUGAUGAGGCCUCGCGUAACCUUGAUCCGCCGAUCCCAGUCAAUCCGCGACCGGAGCCGGCCUCUUGGCUUGAGGAGUAUCGCCGCCGUGUGACUGACGAGGCCGGUCGCCGCCGGCGGGCCUUCCAACAAUACACCCAACACCUGCGGGAGGAGGUCGAUCACGAUGGGGCCAUGCUCCCGGAGGACAAGCUCCCGCAGAUCUGGUGGAAUUACGACCAGGAGGUUUGCGACCUUUUCAAUGCCACGCAAACCCUGCUUGAAGCCGUGGCCGAUGAUGAUGCCGAUCCUGCCGAGGCUGGCUCUCCUGCAGGCAUUCAAAAGCUCGUGCCCGCCGCGGAGAACCUCCUACACAUCAUUGAUCUCUACCCGAAUCACAUUCCUGCCCUCUAUGGACUCGCAUACAUCUGCUUUAUGGCCACCGCCUACGACUCGGCCGAGGCGAUCAUCGGUAUCGCCCUGGCUGUCGCUGAGGCGGUUGGGCUGCUUGAGGAUGAAGAGCCCACCACCGGAAUGGCUGCCUCCAGCUCUAACGCUACGCCUCCUGCCAUGGGCAGUGCCCUGGUGGAUGACAUCCGGUCGCUCCGGGCACGCAACCGCCUUUACCGUUGCUCGCGACCCGGCUCGGGUGAUGCUCCCUGGCUCGAUGCUUCGGGGACCACCUUUUCUCCCAUGCUGCAGGGCGUCAUGGAGGCCAUUUUCCGGCGAUUUGAUCGCAACCGCGACGGUUUCCUUGAUGUCAUGGAGCUCUCGACGCUCGUCCGCACGGCUACUGCCGCCGGAGCCAGCACCUCCCCAGUUUCCAGUCGCGAUCUGUCCAUGAUGUGCCAGGCCCUCCUCCGGCAGUAUGGCCGACCCCUGGCCACCGGCAGUGGUCCUGCUGCUGGUCGCUCUGGCUCCCGCGUCCCGAUGGCCCGCGGCCGGCCGGCCGGUGGGGCUUCUAGCAUCGGUCUUCCACUUGAGGGAUUCCUCCAGUUUUACCUGAAUCAGACCCUUUCCGACCCGGAGGAGACCCGCAAGGACUUGACGACUUUCGGCUUUGACCCGGACUCUCUGAUGCCGCUGGUGGCUCCCCCGCCCUCGGCCCAACAGUCACGCGUCGCCUGAACGCCAAAUAGCUCCACCUCGCGCUUUCACCCCUUUUGGCGAAAAUAGAUUCCCCGGAGGUAA
This is a messenger RNA of Fonticula alba, 1669 nucleotides long. RefSeq lists its product as hypothetical. Lineage: Eukaryota; Rotosphaerida; Fonticulaceae. The transcript is spliced from 6 exons. The record is from RefSeq and is a predicted model, not a curated record. Gene Ontology annotation, molecular function: calcium ion binding. Bases 17 to 1606 code for a protein of 529 amino acids.